This is a messenger RNA of Caenorhabditis remanei, 1659 nucleotides long. RefSeq lists its product as uncharacterized. The transcript is spliced from 3 exons. Bases 1 to 1659 code for a protein of 552 amino acids. NCBI's taxonomy places the organism in Eukaryota, Metazoa, Nematoda, Chromadorea, Rhabditida, Rhabditidae. The record is from RefSeq and is a predicted model, not a curated record.
AUGACACGUUGCUCAAUAAACAAGAAACCGAUGCCCGAAGAAAAUAUGGUGCAAAACAAUUACCACGAGGACGAAUCGCUCCACAAGGCGCGCAUUUUCAUAUGCGAUCGACGACGUGCGAUACUGGAAGGUGUGAGCACGCUACCAGCCGAGCAAUUCGCCACGAGAACACCCAAGAACAGUGAGUCGUCGGACACCACUGGAUCCGCCUCCUCGUCAUCAAUCGCUUCCACAUCGUCAUCCGAUGCGGACAGUCUGAGUUCUAGCUCGAAAACGAAGACGAAACAACAGCAGACUGAGCAGAAACAGCAGCAACAGAUGCAGCAACAGCAAUUGCAACAACAGCAGCAUGAUCGACGAAGGAACGUCAGUGGAACAUCAUCAUCCACAGAUAGCUCAGGACUCUUGUCCAAGACGACCACAUACAUCAGUGAUCAAUACAGUGAUACAGAUGAUCCGAACUGGGCGUUCGCCUUUAAUUUCCAACCAUGGAUCCGAGAGUACGAUAUUUGUGAGGUGCACUUCAAGAACUUUUGCUCAUUCCUCGAACGUGAGAAGAUUGAAGAUCCGAUGUCGCCGAGUUCAUUCAAGGGGAGAACCGCCUACUACGAGAAUCAUAUGAACGAUAAGGCGACCGCGUUGGCGCUAGCUGAUCUACAGAUUGUGAGAUUGAGCCCACCGGCAGCGGAAGAGAUGAGAAAUCAAUCGGCUGGACGUAUCGAGAGGCUCGCCGAAAAGCUUCGCGACGUUCGCGACGUUCACUACACCUUCAAGGAUUCAGUGUGUUAUGGAGCUCGUCCACCAGUCACCAUCUUCUAUUUCCUGGAGAUGAUGCAUUUGAACAUUCGUGCUCUCACUUUCGACCACGUGCAAGCGGCCACACAAAUCGAGUUGCACGAGGUGCUCGACAUGGCGAAUCUCCAUCGUCUGACUGUCAUUCAACCACAACAACGACAGACGAUUAUGGUUCGUGAGGAGCUCUUCGAGAAAUGGAUUAAACUUGCCGACAAGGAUCGCAAACGCAUCUCAAUCCACCUCAACGGAUGCCACGAGUUCCGCCCUCAGAAUCUGUACGUCGUCGUGCAGGCGUGGCUCAACCAUCCGAAGCCAGUCGAGUUCAAGCAGAUCUCAAUCGACGGUGGAUCGUACAAGUACAACGAAUUCAUCUAUCUCAUCGAACGUCUUCACGACAUUAUGGAGAAGCGUCCGCCACGUAGUCCAAUGAAUCGUUCGUUCGGAAACGAGCAGAACGAACACUCGAUUGUGCUCGACAAGGUGUGCAGAAUCCCUCAUCCACAGGACCGUAGCGUCGUCAUUGUAUUCAAGUAUUGUAGACUCUCAAGAAAAAUGGUGCUCACCAUCGAAAAGGAGCUGUCGCCCAAAUCGCCCGUCCCAACGCUGUCGCCAGUCGCCACACUCGCCCGUCUCGCUCGUCCACACUCGGCCGCAUCGGUGCUGACGUCGCCAAUGCGAAAGAUCUCGUCGUCGCUGAAGUCGGCGGCGUCACCAACGAUUCCCACGAAUAAUAACAACAAUAACUGUCGUCAAUCGCUCGGACGCCCACUAUCCCACGAUCCAUGCCACAUGACAGGAUGUCGUGAAAACGCGGGAAGCAACAUGUUCACACGAAUUGUCAGCUUCUUGGGAACAUCGAGUUAG